Phoenix dactylifera (date palm) is the source of this 2545-nucleotide messenger RNA. RefSeq names its product two-component response regulator-like PRR95. Gene Ontology annotation, molecular function: protein binding. The record is from RefSeq and is a predicted model, not a curated record. Lineage: Eukaryota; Viridiplantae; Streptophyta; Magnoliopsida; Arecales; Arecaceae. Gene Ontology annotation, biological process: phosphorelay signal transduction system; cytokinin-activated signaling pathway.
CGGCGAGCCUUGGGGUCUGUUGACGUGGCGCUCACGCCAUCGGGGGGUGCGCGGAGAUAUUUUGUGGCACCAAGGCUAAAACCGUCGACGAGAGCUCAAGAAGCGAGAAAGAGAGAUUUGUGCGAGAGGGUUAAUGGAGGAAAUGUGGAGGAGAGAAGGGGAGGAGAGGGAGGAGAUUGUGGUGAUGGCAGAGGAGGAGAAGAAGGGGGGAGGAGAGGAGGGAGAAGGGGAGACGGGGGUCGUGAGAUGGGAGAGGUUUCUGCGGAGGAUGUCGGUGAGGGUGCUGCUUGUGGAGGGGGACGACUCCACCCGGCAUAUCAUCGCUGCGCUGCUGAGAAAGUGUAGCUACAGAGUUGUUGCGGCAUCAGAUGGCUUAAAGGCAUGGGAAACACUGAAAGAGAAACAUCAGAAUAUAGACCUUGUUUUGACUGAAGUGGAAUUGCCCAAAAUCUCUGGGGUUAGCCUUCUUACAAUGAUAAUGGACCACGAGACCUGCAAGAAUAUUCCUGUCAUAAUGAUGUCUUCACAUGAUUCAAUGAGCAUGGUUUUCAAAUGCAUGCUGAAAGGUGCAGCAGACUUCCUCGUUAAGCCCAUUCGGAAAAAUGAGUUGAGGAAUUUGUGGCAGCAUGUCUGGAGAAGGCAAAUUCAGGUAAGUCAUGGCCAUGGUGGGCAUCAGGAUGGAAAUGCAAAAUGUGAAUUUGAACCUGAAUAUGGCAACCAUUCAACUGAAUAUGUAGCUUGUAUGCAGAAAUAUAGGGAAUACAGUGACAAAGGGAGUGAUGCUGAAAGCUCUUGUACAAGGUCAGACAUGGAAGCUGAGAGUGCACACAUGCAAGAUAUGCUGGAUCUUAAGCAGAAAAAUAGCUGGGAUAUCUCUUUGGUGGAGCAUUCACUAGCCCCAAUUGGUGAAACACGAACUCAUUUAGAUAGUGCAUUGCUGAUGCACGAGGGUGAAUCAAAUGUAGCAGUGACUAUGAAUGAGGAUUCGGUCCCAACACGAUGCCUGAACAAUAAAAAUAUUACAAGUGAAACUUAUGGCCGAAACUUUGAUCUGGACCAACCUUCUAAUGUAGUUGUUGAUCUGACUAAUCAACCACAACUUAUCCAUGCACCAAGGCAUGGUACUGCUGCUCGAGAUGACUUCUCAAACAUUGCAGAAAAUCAUGGUCAUGAGAAUGAAAUCAUGUGCAAGGCAAGUCCCAUGCCUCAUUUGGAGCUUUCUUUGAGAAGGUAUCAGGAUAUUUACCUGGAAAAGCAAGAGAAUGAUGAAUGGAGUAUAUUGAAUCAUUCAAAUUUAUCAGCCUUUUCAGUGUACCACAGCAGGACAGGGGUGCCUACUUCGUUAACACCAAGGAACUUUUCCACUGAACACAAGGAAUGUAACAGUACUUCAUGUAAACCACGGCCACAUCAAGGAUGCAGUAAUGCUAGCGAUGCUUCUCAGUUUAAUGGCUUGAGAUCAAAUAUAAAUUUGGAAGAUAAGAAAUCCCUUGGUGUUGGACUUCCGGCUCAAGAUGGAAUGGAAGUUCGAUGCACUCCCCUUCGAGUUGUCCCACUCCCUAUUCCAGCGGGUGGCAUGUCUUUUGAUAGUCUGUGUGCUGGGUAUGGUCCAGUAAUGCAACCCAUGUAUUAUCCACAGUCAACUCAUCAUUUGUGGAGUACCAUCCCGUCCAUGUGGCAUGGAGUACAAACUCUGCACAGUGACCAUCCCAAUGAUCAGAGUGCUAGAAACCCAACUUACCAUUCUGCAGAAAAGCAGGAAGAAACUAUGGAGCUGUUGGAUGAACAGAGACAUGUUUCAUCAGCUACAGCUGAGAGUGGAAGUGGGAGUGUAUGUAAUGGUGGCAGAAAUGGAGGUGCAAGUGCUUGCAAUGAAAGUAUUGGGCACAUUACCGGAUCCAAUAAUUUCAAGGCCACGACAGAGAGUGGCAAUCAUGAUGGCACAAUUGCUCAUGAAGGGACUAAGCCAAUGGAUUUUUAUCGGUUAAGCCAAAGAGAAGAAGCCUUGAACAAAUUCCGAAUGAAACGGAAGGACAGAUGCUACGAGAAGAAGGUUCGGUACCAAAGCAGGAAACUACUAGCAGAGCAGCGCCCUCGUGUUAAGGGACAAUUUGUCCGUCAAGUGCAGCUUGGUCUUCAAUCUGUGGGAGCAGGCUGCUACCAUGGUGAUCCAGCUACCGAAUAGAUGUGUCAUUGGAAGGAGUCCUGGUACCCAGGGUUACCUAAUAUUGAUAGUUAACUUAUGUAGCUGCACUAAUUAACAAAACAUACCAGCAGGAGUGCCACUAUAUGCAUCUAUUUCUCCUAUAAUUCAGGUUUGUUUUUAGUUAAAGCUUGUUAUAUUUGUUAACAGGUGGAAUACAGCUAAAGUAGUUCUCAGUUUGUAUAAUGGUGAGAAUAUGUUUGAACACUAUUUUUUUCCUUCACUAUUGGUUUUAGACACUGAAUAUCUUCCUUAUGUUGUAUAUAUUUGCAAAAGAGUUGCGAGUAAAAUACCCACAAUGAUUGCUUUUUGUCUCUGUACAAAGGUGGUCGGCUUUACUUA